GACUUCCGGUCCAUCUACCGCCCUAGCAGGUUUUCCCGAGAUCUACAUCCGGCGCGCUCCUCAGAUCAGCCCGCGCCGGGCUCAGCGCCUUUCCACGCCGCCGGGGCCCGGCUGUCAUCCGAGGCCGCGGCCAUGGAGGGCUCCCCGGAGGAGGGGCAGGCGCCCGCGACGGCGCUGGCUGCGGUCCUCAAGCACAGCGCGGCGUUGCCUCCCGAGAGCGCCCCGGUACGGGGCUACGACUUCAACCGCGGCGUGGACUACCGCGCACUGCUGGGGGCCUACGGCACCACCGGCUUCCAGGCUACCAACUUCCGGCGCGCUGUGCAGCAGGUCAACGCCAUGAUAGAGAAGAAGUUGGAGCCCCUGGCGCAAGAUGAAGACCACCACGCGGACCUGACACAGAGCCGCCGACCCCUCACCGGCUGCACCAUCUUCCUGGGCUACACGUCCAACCUCAUCAGCUCCGGCCUCCGUGAGACCAUCCGCUACCUGGUGCAGCACAACAUGGUGGACGUGCUGGUGACCACGGCUGGGGGCGUGGAGGAAGACCUCAUUAAGUGCCUGGCGCCCACCUACCUGGGUGAGUUCAGCCUCCCCGGGAAGGAACUCCGGGAGAAUGGGAUCAACAGGAUCGGGAACCUGCUGGUGCCCAACGACAACUACUGCAAGUUUGAGGACUGGCUGAUGCCCAUCCUGGACCAGAUGGUGCUGGAGCAGAACACAGAGGGUGUCAAGUGGACCCCAUCCAAGAUGAUCGCCCGACUGGGCAAGGAGAUCAACCACCCGGACUCGGUGUAUUACUGGGCCCAGAAGAACCACAUCCCGGUGCUCAGCCCGGCGCUCACAGACGGCUCUCUGGGCGACAUGAUCUUCUUCCACUCCUAUAAGAACCCAGGCCUGGUGCUGGACAUCGUGGAGGACCUGAAGCUCAUCAACACCCAGGCCAUCUUCUCCAAGCGCUCGGGCAUGAUCAUCCUGGGAGGUGGCGUGGUAAAGCAUCACAUUGCCAAUGCCAACCUCAUGCGGAACGGGGCCGACUAUGCUGUGUACAUCAACACGGCCCAGGAAUUCGACGGCUCCGACUCAGGCGCCCGCCCCGAUGAGGCUGUGUCCUGGGGCAAGAUCCGCAUGGACGCCCAGCCUGUCAAGGUAUACGCAGAUGCCUCUCUUGUCUUCCCGUUGCUCGUGGCUGAGACUUUUGCCCAGAAAGCAGCCGCCUUUGGGGCAGAGAAGAGCCAGGACUGAGGGGCCGUGCAGGGAAUGCAGAGAGACAAUAAAGAUUCUGUGUCUGUC
This is a messenger RNA of Erinaceus europaeus (western European hedgehog), 1293 nucleotides long. RefSeq names its product deoxyhypusine synthase (gene DHPS). Gene Ontology annotation, biological process: peptidyl-hypusine biosynthetic process. The transcript has 9 exons. Gene Ontology annotation, cellular component: cytoplasm. Gene Ontology annotation, molecular function: deoxyhypusine synthase activity. The record is from RefSeq and is a predicted model, not a curated record. Lineage: Eukaryota; Metazoa; Chordata; Mammalia; Eulipotyphla; Erinaceidae. The coding region runs from base 133 to 1245 and encodes 370 amino acids.